Molecule: messenger RNA, 345 nt
Organism: Pyricularia grisea
Lineage: Eukaryota; Fungi; Ascomycota; Sordariomycetes; Magnaporthales; Pyriculariaceae
Exons: 1
Coding region: 1-345 (114 amino acids)
Source: RefSeq, a predicted model, not a curated record
AUGAAGGACGGCCAGAACGGGCAGUACGCCCCCCGCCAGCACGGCACGCCCACCACCAUCAGCGUAAUCCUCAACUGCCUGACGUGCGGCAUCAUACCCAAGGAUUACAAGCUGCCGCCCCCUCCGCCCACGCCCAGGGGUCCUGCUCGGCCCAGUCCCCCAGCGGACCACCUUCGCCCGGGCCCGCGCAGGGUGAUUUACCCGUCCUUGCCGCAGGACGAAAAGCGGCAGCAGAAGCAGCAGCAGCAGGCCCAAAGGAGCCUGCGCCAGCAGGCUGGGGCCAACAACCGCCCUCCCAUCCCGACAAUCUUUGUCACUCCCCCGCCUGAGGAUGGAUGGAUUUGA